Molecule: messenger RNA, 3010 nt
Organism: Loxodonta africana (African savanna elephant)
Lineage: Eukaryota; Metazoa; Chordata; Mammalia; Proboscidea; Elephantidae
Gene: DERL1
Product: derlin 1
Exons: 8
Coding region: 188-943 (251 amino acids)
Biological process (GO): endoplasmic reticulum unfolded protein response
Cellular component (GO): Hrd1p ubiquitin ligase ERAD-L complex; endoplasmic reticulum membrane
Molecular function (GO): misfolded protein binding; ubiquitin-specific protease binding
Source: RefSeq, a predicted model, not a curated record
UCGCCUGAGAACGCUCCCUCGCUCGUCCGAAUUCGGUGGCGCCACGUCCGCCGGUCCCCGCCUUCUGCACGGCGGCUUCGGUGGCUUCCGCCUCGACACCUUCCACUCGCGGAGCCGGCCGAGUCGUGAGGAAGCCGAGGCCGGGAGUUGGGCGAUUGUGCUCAUCCUGGCGACCUGAGAAGCGAAGAUGUCGGACAUCGGGGACUGGUUCAGGAGCAUCCCGGCCAUCACACGCUACUGGUUCGCCGCCACCGUCGCGGUGCCCUUAAUCGGCAAACUCGGCCUCAUCAGCCCGGCCUACCUCUUCCUCUGGCCCGAAGCUUUCCUCUAUCGCUUCCAGAUCUGGAGGCCAAUCACUGCCACCUUUUACUUCCCUGUGGGUCCGGGAACUGGAUUUCUUUAUUUGGUCAACUUAUAUUUCUUAUAUCAGUAUUCUACACGACUCGAAACAGGAGCUUUUGAUGGGAGGCCAGCUGACUAUUUAUUCAUGCUCCUCUUUAACUGGAUUUGCAUCGUGAUUACUGGUCUAGCAAUGGAUAUGCAGUUGCUGAUGAUUCCUCUGAUAAUGUCAGUACUUUAUGUCUGGGCCCAGCUGAACAGAGACAUGAUUGUGUCAUUUUGGUUUGGAACACGAUUUAAGGCCUGUUAUCUACCCUGGGUUAUCCUUGGAUUCAACUAUAUCAUCGGAGGCUCGGUAAUCAAUGAGCUAAUUGGAAAUCUUGUUGGACAUCUUUAUUUCUUCUUAAUGUUCAGAUACCCAAUGGACUUGGGAGGAAGGAAUUUUCUGUCCACACCUCAGUUUUUGUACCGAUGGCUGCCCAGCAGGAGAGGAGGGGUCUCAGGAUUUGGCGUGCCCCCUGCUAGCAUGAGGCGAGCUGCUGAUCAGAACGGCGGUGGCGGGAGACACAAUUGGGGCCAGGGCUUUCGGCUUGGAGACCAGUGAAGAGCGGCCUCGGCCUGCCCACCAGCCGCUCCGCUCAGAUGCGGCUUCCUCCCACUGCUGGGUGUGCUUCACAAACCAGUUCGAGCUAACGCUGUUGGACCUGACCCACAGUGAAUGUAGUCUUUCAGUACAAGACAAAAUUUUUUAAAUUCUGAAGAAAAAUAUAAGUGUUUCUCCAGUUCCGUGAUUCUCGUUCAAGCCCUUACUGCUAUGAAGAACAAAUAUCAACCAUGUGAAUUUCAAAACUGUUUUUUGGUGUCUUCUCUUCUUCCCUUCUGGUCUGAAUAAUGGGUUUGAGCAGGCCCUCAUCUGAGGCUCCGAGCUGGGCCUCUGGGGUUGAAUAACCAAACCCUUGCCCAAGGGACUCUUAACUCGUCUUUGUACACACACCUCCCUCCUGUGUUUCCCAGCCCCCAAAUUUGCAACUAGAAGAGGUUGCGCAUAAAAUGGCUCUGCCUUUGACCCGCUCUCUUAUUUAUUGACUUUUGCCAAGGCUUGGUCACAGAGAACUUGUUCACACCAUUUUUCCCCCCUUUGGUGGCAAAACUGCAACAAUAGGGGAGGAGACCGGAGCAGCGGAUGAAGAACUUCCUCAGCUUUUGGAAUUGCGACCUGACAUCAGAUGCGACUGUUUGCCAAAUCGUCAGAUAUUUUUAUAACGUACUACUGUGUCAGUCAGGGACACAGAUUUGAAUUGAAGAGGUAUGGGGUUUGUUGCUAGGCCUGUUUUUCAUAACUUAAGUAAUCAGAACUACUGUGGAGUUGCAUCUUAAGCAGGGUUGGUUUAAAGUCGUGGUGGCCGUGUACAGAUGUAGGGCACACCGGUUUGGUGCAUGCCCAGAGGUGUUGUGUUGUGUUGGGAGGCUCCAGAUCACACUUGCCACAGGGGAUGCUCUCUCCGAGAGGCACCUGGGCACUGAUUCUGUUUCCUUCUCAUUCUGGACAUGCGUUCAUGGAGUAGAGGGAGAACCUCCUGCCCUAUUUAAAUGGCCUUUUUUUUUUUUUUUUUUUGCCAAGCGCAUCAGUUAACUGUGAGGAGGGUGCAGCUCCUCUGUACCUAGGUGAUUAUAAAGCUAACAGAAGCAUAGUGGAGUGAACUACAAAUAACUUGGGGUUGCGAUGGCUUUGGAAUCAUUUGGAUUUGAGGUUUUUUUUGAGUCAUGAAUGUACAAGUUCCGUGUAUCAGACCAGCUUAAAACCCCACAGCUCCUUUUUCAUAAGUGGGCUUUUUCCAUCAGAGCUAGGCUCAUCACCAAAUAAAGUUUUUUGAAGGCGACAGUGUUUUCCAUGUUUUUGUUUUUGUUUUAAAUGCAUUCAUUCUGUAAGCAGACUGUUAGGGAGAGUGCUUAGCAGUUGCCAUACUUUGAGUCAGCUGAGAAGGCUUUGAACAAUUUUGAUAAGUUUCUUUUCAGGGAACAUGCUUUAACAGUGUGACCAUUCUUGUUCCCACUCUUAAAUAGUGGUAUGUGUUGUGCUAGGAAGCGGGGGUUUCAAGGGCUCCUUGUUUUUAAUAAAGUUUGUGGGUACCUCCGCUCCACGUUUAAUUUGUAUAAGAUGGUAGGCGGGGAGCCUCUGAGCGUUAACUCUCUUACGUUCUGUAGUUGUCUCGUGGCCACAAUACAAUUUCCUUGUAAAAUUUUAUAAGCCAUUCUUCCUCCGAUGUUGUACGUGCACCCGCUGUACAGGGUGGAAACCUGGGUCUGUGUAAGGGGGUUCUAACGGUAAGGGAGCCGGCGCCUCUCGUGCACCCUCUUAUCAGCCGAGAGCAGUAGCUUCGAAAGCUUUACAAGCAUUCUUCAGAGUUUUCGGUUUAAGGCGAAAUGUUGGUUAAAUUCUUCCUGGUCAGCACGCCUAGGAAGCUGAUGAUUUUAUUGAUCUUGUCUGGAUCGCCCUUUGUUUUUGGAGUCGUUUAGCUAAGCCAGCUCUUUGAGUUUUGACACGGCAGGACAAGAUGCGGCAGCGGAGUCUCUUCGUGAAUGAAAAAAAUUCUUCCUUUGUAUAGAGAACUUCCUUUUUUGUAAUUCAACCUUUUUAUUGGUGAAAAUUGUAAAUUAAAGUAUAUGACUU